Messenger RNA from Klebsormidium nitens, 1020 nucleotides. The record is from the annotation of a GenBank genome assembly. NCBI's taxonomy places the organism in Eukaryota, Viridiplantae, Streptophyta, Klebsormidiophyceae, Klebsormidiales, Klebsormidiaceae.
AUGGCCAAGCCGGUUGAGGGGGGGCCGGAUAGGGUUAGACCGUUGGCAGUGGGAGAGGUCUUGCGUCGGCUUGUAGCUCGGGCGGUGGGCCUGCAGUAUAGAGAGCGCUUUCGCGAGUUUUUCACUCCGCUUCAGUAUGGGGUGGCGACGCCGGGGGGAUGUGAGGCGGUGGUAGCCGGUAUCUGGGCUUGCUUAGAUUUGGAGCCGGAGACGCUGUUUCUGCAGGUCGACUUGGCCAACGCGUUCAACGAGGUUGAUCGCGUAGCCAUGUUUGACGAGCUCCGGUUGCACUUCCCGGAGCUCCUCCCGUUUUUCUGCUGCUUUUAUGCGGAGCCGUCUCGGUUGCUACUUGGACGGGAUAGCGGGGAUUGGGAGUUGUUGCAGUCUAGCACGGGGUCCUGGCAGGGGGACCCUUUAGCCGGGUUUCUGUUCGCCCUAGCCUAUCACCGUCCCCUUUCCGCCACGUGCGCAGCCUUUCCGGAUGUCCAGCUCCCUUCCUACGCCGACGAUACUCACAUCGUCGGCGCGCCGGCGCGAGCCGCGGAGGCUUUUGCGCAUCUGCAGGGCGGCCUAGCCACGCUCAGCCUACGGAUAGAUUAUGCCGUCCUCGUCCGAGUGUUUGUACUGCGCCCCUCGUACUUGAUGAGGACGGUAUCCCCCUCCCCGGAGUUUCUUGAGCAGCUUCGGGGUUAUGACCGUCUACUGCUUGGGUGCUUUGAGAGCCUCUUGGGUCCAGACGCGUUUGCGGGGGAGGCGGGAGAGCUCGCGCGCCGGCAGAAUGAGGAAGAGGAAGCCGAUGAAUGGUCUUUCCUAGGGGGUCCUCCAGAGGUUGGAGAAGAUAAAAUGACGUCCCUACUCCCAAAAAGGUCCUUCUUCAUCCUCCUUUUCCUCAUUCUCCAGAAUGAGGAAGAUGAAGCCGAUGAAAGGUCUAUCCUAGGGGGUCCUUUAAAGAAUGAGGAAAAUGAGGAUGAAGAAAAACACCUGGAGAAGGGACUUCCGGUCUUUCUUGCCCCCUCUUAG